This is a messenger RNA of Schizosaccharomyces octosporus yFS286, 2541 nucleotides long. Its product is annotated as alkyltransferase-like protein Atl1. The coding region runs from base 728 to 1114 and encodes 128 amino acids. Gene Ontology annotation, molecular function: catalytic activity. The transcript has a single exon. The record is from RefSeq and is a predicted model, not a curated record. Gene Ontology annotation, biological process: DNA repair. NCBI's taxonomy places the organism in Eukaryota, Fungi, Ascomycota, Schizosaccharomycetes, Schizosaccharomycetales, Schizosaccharomycetaceae.
CAAGUAAAUAAAUAGGUAUCAACUAUUUUUUGCAUUUUCUUUAAUGAAUUGAAAUCUUGUAAGAAGGUUUUUUUGUCUUCUAUGAAAAAAAAAAUUGCGUUCGAUUCGUGUUUCCUCGCAGUGUACCAAAUUCUUAUUUUUUUCAGCCUAUUAAGAUGGUGAAUGUCAUUCUCACAAUUCUAUUCAAUGAAGUGUUGUAAAAGAAUCGCUACACUACUAUUUUGGAUAUUCAUAAAGGCUAUAGGUUCUGGAAAUGGCUUUUCUGUUGAAUUACCUAUCUGUAGUUCCAGUCGACAUUACUAGAGCGCCAAGAUGGUGUAACUUUCAUUCUAAUUCAUUUGGUUUGGUAUACAUACUCUAAAAUCUAAGAAUAUUAUUCUUUUUUAUAUUGAAAGAAGAUUUCAGCAUUCAUCUUCUAGCUGAAAAUACAUGUCUAAUUCAGUUUGCUUGUGUGUUGAAUAUAUUUGUCACUGCUUCAGGAAUAUUCAAUACUCCAUUUUUCAAGAUUUGUAUUUUAUAUCUUAGUAUAUCCUAAAGGUUAAGGUUUUCUAUUUUCAGAUAUUGACAGCAUUGCAGUGUUCUCAAAAAAAUUAACAGAGAGAGGCCUUCACAUAAUAAUAUCGAUUCAUACAGACUUGGCCUGCUGCUUUAAAAAGUUUCAGAAGGAUUUAAUCGUUAUUUAACAGCAGAUCCUCUGCUCAUUCAGCGUAAAAAAAGCCCCAGAAAAAUGCGCAUGGAUGAGUUUUAUACUCGUGUGUAUGAUACAGUGAGUGAAAUACCUUACGGACGAGUUUCUACAUAUAGCCAAAUUGCCAAGUUUAUUGAGGCUCCAACGUAUUCUCGACAUGUAGGACAAGCUCUCAAGUUCUUGCAUCCUGAAUCCCACGUCCCGUGGCACCGUGUUAUCAACAGCCGUGGAUGUAUUUCCAGACGCGAUCUACCAAGCGGUGAACAACGACAGAAAGAUCGUCUUGAAGAAGAAGGUGUUGAAGUCUGGCAAACAAGUAUCGGUGAAUACAAGGUCAGCUUGAAAGACUAUCUUUGGCAACCCGUCGCACCUUUCCCAGCUUCUCAUGCCACAUCGUCUUCUCCUCCAGAAAGUAAUGGAGGAUAAAUUUCGUAUCCUUCUUUUAGUUUCUCAUAUGAUCCCAAUUACAAUAACUCCUUUUGUUAAUCUACUCGCUAGAGUUACAUGUUCUACAGUCGCAAUUUUCAGAACUAUAGAUUUUUUUCUUCCUUUCUUAUUUAAACAAAACAUUUAAAAAAAUUUUUAGUCAUAACAGUACUUUACAGUACCUGGUUUAGUUGUCACGUACAGCAUCACCAUUUCUCAUUUCUUCGACAUGCUCCCCAUUUUUACCACUGCUGCUUUCGGGUUGUACAUUGUCAUCUAUAGCGCCAUUCGGUUGAAUCGGUUGUUUUACACUUUCGAUCUCCAUAUCGGUUUCCACGUCCAUAGUUUGUGUUGUGCUUUCUGAUUGGUUUUUUGGGAUGAGGCGAAUUUGUUCCAAAACAAGCCUUCUUUGACAAAGGAGCAUAUCCUUAUUUGAUAACUCAACAUCAUUCCUUACAGGAACGACAAUGUCCGUACCAAUGCAAUGGAACCAUGUUCCUCGAAAAAACAUGCCCCCAAUUCGGACAAUGGGAUGAAGCGUAUCAAGACCCAUGAUAACAAGGUCGUCCAUUGGCUGAAAAUCUACUGAAGAAUUUUUGAAUUGAAAAAUAAUGUUUUCCAAACCCUCUUCUUCAUUUUCUCUCCCAUCUUCCAUUUCAUGAUUUGGCGAACUGCUGUACAUAGUCUCGAGCAAUCUUUUCAAAUGCAGGACGAUCGUUAUUAUAUUGCUCAGCAAUAGAAGGGCUUAAUGGGUCGUCUGGGUUGGGCUCAACUAAAAGAUGAAUGACUUGUUCGAGAAUACUCCUUAGCUUCACACUAGGUUUGAAUGCUUGAGGUCUUAGAAUAGGCAAACAGAUGUUUCCUUCUAAGUCAAACUAAAUACUUUGUUAGCGUUUGUAUAAUUAAUAAAUAGAAAAUGUGUCUAUCGAUUGACACUGAAACUCCUCCUUGAAUGAGACCCCAUCAACAAGUGCGGUUGUGAAGUUAAACUGAAGCCUACUUCAAAGACAUAUAAGGAAAAUUAGCUAGAUGAAAAGUACUUACAUUAGGAUGAUAUAUUCUGGUGGUAAACUGAGCAGUUGGAGGUUGAAAUGGGUAAUCAGGACGAAAUGCUAGAGUAAAAUGGAAUGUACCUCCGGCGUACACAGAAUCACGAGGUCCUGCGACAGUACAGUUCCACUGGUAAAGAUUAUCGUUUGCCAAAGAACAGCGCAAAUUGGGAAUGGGGUUUUCCUGUAAAUCUGCAAAUUCCUAAAUCACAAUGUGUCAAUUUUAAAAAAAUUUCAAAACUAAAUAUAUUCAAAAGUUCUCAUUAACUUUACACAUACUUUGUUGAUUCUUCGUACGCUUGCUGAUGAAGGAGAUGUCAUUUGUUAAAGGCAAAGUUCGUUUGAAUACCAAAGAAAAUAAAAAAUCAUCCUUUCAGG